Messenger RNA from Klebsormidium nitens, 1326 nucleotides. The record is from the annotation of a GenBank genome assembly. NCBI's taxonomy places the organism in Eukaryota, Viridiplantae, Streptophyta, Klebsormidiophyceae, Klebsormidiales, Klebsormidiaceae.
AAUAUACUGUACAUAUAUUGUGGACGAGCAGCUUGGGACUCGGAGAAGGUUCAAGGGAUAGCACUGGAUUCAAGAAUCUCUGCAAAAGCGCAAGCUCCUUGAACGGCGACAGAAAUCCUCACCAAUGAUCAUAAUUUCUUCCUGAGAAAGCUUCUGAAACGAGCACUGUUGCGUCCUGCAUUACAAAAUCUUGGUUUGUUUGCAGGCAGCUGACUCUGACCCUUUGAAGGUGGUUUAUGUACGAUUGUGCAUUUGAAUGAUUAUCAGCGUUGCUGAUGUUUCAAAAAGUAGCUCUCUUGAAGUGGGCUCGCCAAACCCAGACAGCCCUGCGGGGUUCGCAGCAGCAGAUUCAGGGCCUCGUACAUACCACCACUUACAUCAAAACCCCAAGGGAGACUUCCUUAUUCAAGAUUCAAGGCAUUCCAGCUACCGUUGAUCAACAACACUCCAAGCUUACAACCAGGAAAGGAGACUCAUUUGAGGCGCCGGUCGCUAUCGGCAACCCUCCCCGCUUUGAACAUGAAAAGCCAGGGGAACUUCUUCAACCUUCUGACCCCUCCCAAUUGGUGCACAGGCCGGGUUUGGUAGCUCUUAUGUCAAAGGACGUAACUGCAAAGUUAGGGAAGCCUUUCCUUGGCUGCAAAGCUAACAGACUCCACUCAAACGCCCAGAUCUGUGCAUUGCAGAACAACUUCCCUCACAACAGCGACUAUGUCAUUCAGACUGCUGUUUUGCCCAAGUACCAUAGCGUAGCAUUUUUUCAUCGGUGGCUCCACACAGUGUCAAACGCAUCAGUGGAAGGCCAAACGGACCCCUGGCCCGUUGAGAUCAAGGUACAGAAGAAAGGCAAGGUUCUGGAAGUUGCCUUUGCAGACGAGCAGCGCUUCACAUUUCCAGCAGAGCUUCUUCGAGUUGAAAGCCCUUCCGCCGACAAUCGUCGCAAGGACCAAACUGGCGCAACGAGGUUGGUAUCUGGAAGGAAGCAUGUAAGCAUUCUUGGAGUGGAGCCUGUGGGAAACUACGCUCUUCGUGUAAAGUUUGAUGACCUACACGAGAAUGGAAUAUAUACGUGGAGAUAUCUCUACGACCUGGGAAAGAAUAAGUACUCGCGUAGUAAGGCAUACAUCAAGCACUUGCGAGAGAGAGGGCUGUCUCGAGAACCUAAGCGGCGGUAGAGAUGCCCGAAUAUUGUGCCCCGCCUGGAAAUGCUUCCUGGCCGGCAUCAUUCUGCACCUCGAUUUGCGGGGCUUCUUUUCCCUUAAUUGGGGGCCCAUCGCCUCAUUAUGGGAAGCAAACUAACGCUCACUAACAACUGUUGCAUCAAUC